GGAGAUUUCGGAUCUCUAUGCUGCCCUAAGCAUCAGACACUAUAAAAGAGGUCAAAUUCCAGUUGAUAAGGUUGGACCUUCAAAACAAUGUCUCUAACAGAGGGUACCAUUCCAUUUGCAGUGAAUGGGGAAGUCUUUCACACAUGGUACAAGAUAGCAGGCAAUAUAACGUCCUCCAAACGUCCUCCACUUAUCGUCCUUCACGGUGGCCCUGGAGGCUCUCACGAUUACAUGCUUCCCCUUGUCGACCUAACCGCCAGAGAUCCCCCCAUCGCUGUUAUCUUCUAUGACCAAAUCGGGACCGGGCACAGUUCGCACAUCCACAAUCAACCCUCCUCAUUCUGGUCUAUCGAGCUCUUCGUCAACGAGCUCGAAAAUCUCAUUACCCACUUCUCCCUAGCCGAUAAGGGCUACGACCUGCUCGGGCAAUCAUGGGGUGCACAACUCGGGGCCGAGUUCAUCAUACGCCGGCAACCACGCGGACUCCGACGGCUUAUUCUUGCGAAUGGGCUCGCUAGUGCAAAAUUACGGAACGAAGCGAGGUGGAAACUCAUGGAAAAGCUUCCGCCCGAGGUGGGAGAGACCAUCAGAAGGCAUGAAAAGGAAGGGACGACGCUAGCUGAGGAAUACAAAGCAGCAUGGCGCGUGUUUUACGCAAAUUACGCAUGUCGAAUUAACCCUACUCCAACUGAAGUCAUUCAUACCAUCGGGCAGACGGAAGAUGAUGAUGGAGGGGCUAUAGUUCUGGACAACAUGCGAAAGAAUAUUCUCGAAUUUGAAUGGGAUAUCAUCGAUAAGAUCCAUCUCGUCCGUGUCCCGACGUUGAUCAUCAAUGGCGAAUAUGAUUAUAUGACCGACGAAGUUUGCGCACCCUUCUUCUGGCGAAUUGACAAGGUCAAAUGGGUGAAAUUUUCGCAUUCUAGCCAUAUGCCUCAAUGGGAGGAGAGGGAACGGUAUAUGGAUGUUGUAGACGGAUUCCUUAGUAACCAGGCAUAGGGUUGGAUGCUGUUCGGAGGUACUGCGCAAUUAUAUUUGGAAACCAACGAGUUGUAACGACUCUUUGGAGCCUUGAUAACGAUCAGUUUUGUUCAAU
Molecule: messenger RNA, 1093 nt
Organism: Guyanagaster necrorhizus
Lineage: Eukaryota; Fungi; Basidiomycota; Agaricomycetes; Agaricales; Physalacriaceae
Product: proline-specific peptidase
Exons: 2
Coding region: 88-996 (302 amino acids)
Biological process (GO): proteolysis
Molecular function (GO): peptidase activity
Source: RefSeq, a predicted model, not a curated record